Messenger RNA from Westerdykella ornata, 642 nucleotides. RefSeq lists its product as uncharacterized. The record is from RefSeq and is a predicted model, not a curated record. NCBI's taxonomy places the organism in Eukaryota, Fungi, Ascomycota, Dothideomycetes, Pleosporales, Sporormiaceae. Bases 102 to 551 code for a protein of 149 amino acids. The transcript has a single exon.
CCAAUUCCCUUGCAGAAUCCAGGAGAUGCUUGGGCACGUCACUACUUGGCCCGCCCUCGAUCCCUUAAUAGCAGCACCCAACACGACCCUACUGCUUUGGAAUGCCGAACCAGCCAAGCGAUCCCCAGUGGAAAAGCAAACAACUUUUUCAUCUGCUGCCUGACCCUUAUUUUCAUUGUCCUUUUCUUUCGGGCCGCUGCCACCGCUGCCACCGCUGCGACUGCUACGAGACACGGCCCAACCCAUACAGGUCGGCUGUAACCUUUGAUCCCACCGUUUCCCGCUGCGCCUCUUCGGGAGGCCGGCUGGGUCCGCACGCGCGGGGAUGUCGGCAAGCCAAGAACGAGGCUCUCAUCGAGCAUGGAUGCAUCGAUUCCCAGAAAGCUUGUCUCCACGGUGGUCCUCCGGGGAAUCGGGACGCUGCCGCGGUAAGCACCUUUCCGCUUCCGGUCCCCACACUCCCUAUCCUGUGCUUUGGAUUGCGCCAGACUGGCUGUCGGUCAGUGCGGCGACAGGUCACACAGUUCUGUGAAAACGCCUCCUGGCGGUGAAUACGCAGUCAUGACAGCUCCCGGCUGUGUCUUUUGCUGGGUUUGCUAUCAAAGCUUCACAUUCACGCAUGGUGUGACAGGCAAGCCUAGC